AGUUUUCCAUCCACUUAUUUUCCAUUGAAACAAACGAUGCCUGUUUGGAUAACACAUUAAUCGCAUCAAAGAUAACAGUAACAAAAACCAGAUUAUGAAACUUGGUCGGCAAUGGCAAUGGCAAUGGCUGUGGUUGCAGCAGCUCAGCAAUUCCAAUGCUUCUUCUUCUUCUCAGAACCAAAUUCGAUGAUCAGAACCACAACAUGGCCAUGCUUACCUCUUCUUACACCACCGUCACGUAGAAAGAUUCAAUUCUCACUCAUCUCACGCGCUUCCUCGCAGACCCCAGAAGCUGCUCAGACUCAAACCGCUGAAUCCUGCGUCAAUUUGGGUCUUGACCUCUUCUCCAAAGGACGGGUUAAAGAUGCUUUGACUCAGUUUGAAACAGCGCUUUCCUUGAAUCCCAACCCUGUGGAGGCUCAAGCUGCUUUCUACAACAAAGCUUGCUGCCAUGCAUACAGAGGAGAGGGAAAGAAAGCUGCUGAGUGUCUCCGCACUGCUUUGAGGGAAUACAACCUAAAAUUUUCCACCAUUCUUAAUGAUCCAGACUUGGCCUCCUUCAGAGCUUUGCCUGAAUUCAAAGAACUACAAGAAGAGGCUAGGCUGGGUGGGGAAGAUAUUGGCUCCAGUUUUCGGAGAGAUCUAAAACUUAUUAGUGAAGUUCAAGCACCAUUUCGUGGGAUUAGAAGAUUCUUUUAUGUAGCACUGACGGCAGCUGCAGGAGUAUCAUUGUUGCUUACCAUACCCAGACUCUUUCUUGCCAUUAAAGGCGGUGAUGAUGCUCCUGGUCUCUUGGAAACUUCUGGGAAUGCUGCCAUUAACAUUGGAGGUAUUGUUGUUUUUGUGGCAUUAUUCUUUUGGGACAACAAAAAAGAGGAGGAACAACUGGCGCAAAUAUCUCGAAAUGAAACACUAUCAAGGUUGCCUUUGCGCCUUUCAACUAAUCGCAUAGUUGAACUUGUGCAGCUACGGGACACAGUUAGGCCAGUCAUCUUAGCAGGCACAAAAGAAACAGUAUCUUUGGCUUUACGAAAAGCAGAGAGAUUUCGCUCUGAACUCAUUAAACGUGGUGUUCUGUUAGUCCCUGUCAUCUGGGGAGAAGGUAAAGAACCAAAAAUUGAAAAGAAAGGUUUUGGUCUUUCUUCAAAGGCUGCUGCUGAGGCUCUUCCCUCCAUUGGGGAAGAUUUUGAAAAGCGAACACAGUCCAUAACUGCAAAAUCAAAGUUGAAAGCUGAAGUUAGGUUCAAGGCUGAGGUUAUAUCACCAGCAGAGUGGGAACGGUGGAUAAGAGAUCAGCAGAAGGCUGAAGGAGUCACAGUUGGUGAAGAUGUGUACAUAAUAUUGCGCUUAGAUGGUCGGGUUCGAAGAUCAGGGAAAGGUAUGCCUGAUUGGCAGAAAAUUGUGAAUGAGCUGCCACCAAUGGAAGCACUUUUAAGCAAGCUAGAAAGAUGAGAACUGUUGCAUUGCUUAUUUUUCUUCCUGAAAUCAGAGGGUGCAUUUUUAAUUUAAUUUUUUUCCUACGUUUAAGCAUAGCCCUGGUAUCAUCGUCAUUUGUAAUGUCCCACAACAAUAUUUAUCUGGAUCACUAAAUUAAACAUUGUACAUCCAUUCCUCCACCACGUUCAUUGCUACAAUUGCCAGUUAAA
This is a messenger RNA of Lotus japonicus, 1646 nucleotides long. Its product is annotated as protein LOW PSII ACCUMULATION 1, chloroplastic. The record is from RefSeq and is a predicted model, not a curated record. Bases 112 to 1452 code for a protein of 446 amino acids. Gene Ontology annotation, molecular function: protein binding. The transcript has 9 exons. NCBI's taxonomy places the organism in Eukaryota, Viridiplantae, Streptophyta, Magnoliopsida, Fabales, Fabaceae. Gene Ontology annotation, biological process: photosystem II oxygen evolving complex assembly. Gene Ontology annotation, cellular component: chloroplast.